This is a messenger RNA of Porites lobata, 1942 nucleotides long. Lineage: Eukaryota; Metazoa; Cnidaria; Anthozoa; Scleractinia; Poritidae. The record is from the annotation of a GenBank genome assembly.
AUGUCAAGCCGAUUUGCUAACGUUAGGCAGGUCAUGAUGAAGAGCAGACGAGGGGCGAAAUGUCCCUUUCUUGAUAAGUUUAUAAGUCUCGCCAUAGCUAAGGAAGAGGAAAGCUUUGUAGCGAAGGAAGAUAUCUUCGGAGAGUAUACUAACGCUGUUGCCUUGUGGACUCAAGGUGACAGUGUUCACGGACAAACCAAAUAUCUAAUGAAGAAGAGAUCUUUUUACAAGGCAAGUGCUAAAAUCACUUCGAGUUAUAUAGGGAAGAGGAAAGCUUUGUAGCGAAGGAAGAUAUCUUCGGAGAGUAUACUAACGCUGUUGCCUUGUGGACUCAAGGUGACAGUGUUCACGGACAAACCAAAUAUCUAAUGAAGAAGAGAUCUUUUUACAAGGCAAGUGCUAAAAUCACUUCGAGUUAUAUACAUAUUUUAAGACUCCUAAAAAAGUAAAAGAAAGUUUUUUACGCGACUCGUUGAGUAGCUUAGCUUACCAGACUCCAAAGUUAGCCGCGUCCCGGAGAUGAAUGAACGAUAGAUAUAUACACAGAUUUAGAGUCAUGUUUACGGCAAAAUUUAAAUAUAUAAUAGGCAGAUAAAAACAGCUCAAACUACUGCGCUUUUCAAAAACACGCUUUUCAAAAGCCGCCUUCGCAAUUGUGUUUUUCGCUGCCGUCAAUCAUAAUUACGAUCGCAAGCAAAGAACCUUGCAACACCCAAAACACAACACAACACAGAAACACACAAAACGGAUCGAAAUCCACCAAUCACAGAUCACAAACCAUGACCUUUUGAGCCCGUUUAAGUAAAGUUCUGUUUCCUAAUAGGUCCGCUAAGAUGAUUGACGGCAGCGAAAAACUCAAACGUCGGUUGGCUUUUGAACUCCAGAUACGCGUGUUUUUGAAAAGCGCAGUAAAUCCUUUGGAUAAAAACAACUUGAAACAACUAAUCUUUGAGUAGAUGUAAUGAACAGUAAAGUUCAUUAAUUGGGUCACGUGAUAGAAAUUAAAUAGCACUGCGGUGCGAACGCAGAGGCCAUGGAACCUAAGAACCCAUAAGAACCUUUUAUUCAACAACCUAAAUAGCGUAAAUUUGUGCUAAUCCAUUUACGGAAGAUGCUGUUUAAGCUCAUCUUGGAAAUGCAGGGUAUUAGUCUCCGGUUUUUACCGUAUAAGAAACAUCUUUCUAGCCCCCUACAAAUUAAGGAUCUAUGUUUGUCCCAUUUCAUUGAUAUCCAAAGCGUUUUCCUCUUGGUUCAUUUAUUACAGACAAAACUACCUCCUCGUAACUCAGGCCACGUUUAUAUGAAGUUAACUUGUGGCGGAUAGAAGAAACGGCUUCCCUAUCCUAAACGAACCAACUUAAGUUUUCUUGUUAAGCGUUGAAACCGUUCACAAGAGAAACAAAAAGAUGACUCAGCUUGAAAGAUGACCCGGUUGAGAAAUUCACCUUUUUCCGAUAGUAUGGUCAUUCUUCUAGCCAGGCAAUUUUUUUUUUUCAUUGUAACACUUUGCCUCGCCCAGCCGGAUCAACUUGUUCAAGGCGAGACCGCUGUUGACUCUGGCAAAGACUCUUUACUCAUAAAAACUUUCGUUUUAGUUGAAUCGGCUAGGAAGGUGACCUUCCUUUUGGUACAUCUUUUCUCCACAUAACAGGGCCUUAACAGUACUGACUUCCAACUCGGUUGGUAAGGUAUUCAUUUACCCAGAAAAGAAUUUUGAUGUGAUUUUUUUCAUCCUUAGUUGCAUAAUGUACCAAGUGAUCCGCGUGGCUCAGGUGUUUGUGCGUUUGCGUCACGCGAUAUCAAUAAAGCAGAAGUGAUCUGCGAGUACGAGGGAGAACAUAUCUCUUUAGAGGAGGCGGAAAUCCGUGGAAAACACUAUGAAGAAGAAGGCAGGCCAUGUGUUUUAAUGGUAAUUGAAAGUGCCGGACACCAGAUUGCGUGA